UGCGCCCAAAUCUUCCCUUUCUACCCUGUUCUUCAAGCCGCAUUAACAUUGAAAGAUAUCCUCUGCGCGUACGACGCGAGAAAGGGCAAGCCUGGGCUCAAGACCGGAGCCGUUGAAAGCCUGACGAGACGAGUGGAGGCUCUUGAAAGUGCAUCCAUUGCAGCGCGGCAGGUCGAUGAUGCAACUCCAAAUAAUGAGUCUACCGCUAUCGAUGGCCAAACCCAAACCCACCUAGCUGGAAGCCUUGGUGCGCUGACGACUGCGAUCCAAACAUUGUCCAACAAGAUCGAGUCUCUCGAUCAUACUCCUUUAGGGAACAGUGGAAUACCGACACUGACGGCAUCAAAAAGGUAUGCCGCUAGGGAAGAUGACGAGAACGCAUCAGAGAGACACCCCAAGCGUAUAAGGGUUCAAGACGAUCAUCAAGCUUCCCCCCUAAUUCCAUCGCAAGACUCUUCUCCCUCCGCCGUCUGGGAGUCUUCCGCUCAUCUACCAAUCGAACUCAUAAACGACGUCGUUCUCCUCUACUUUAUACGGAUACAUAAUUGGAUCCCGAUUUUGCACUGGAAACACUUCAAACAAAAGAUCCGCCAACAAGAGGGACGCGAGCAGUUUACCAUGAUACUCGACGCAAUGGUCGUCUCGACCUUGAAAUUUGUGGCACGGGAGAAGUAUAAUCUCUCUGGUGAUGAUGUCCAGCGCAUCUCGUCAAAGUGUCGGGAGUCUCUGCUUCUCAAAGCAAUGCAGUCUUUAUCUGUUGAGAACCUGCAAGCCUUGGUAAUCCUAGUCUUUACAGAUAUUGGAGACGGGUCCCCAUCCAAAGCUUGGCCGAUCAUAGGAUCCCUUUCCAGAAGCGUCGAAUACCUCCAGCUGAGCAUCGAAGAAGACGAAGCACGAUCACGACGCGUAUUCACACCUUAUUCGAUACUCUCGGCACCUUCCGGUUGGAUAGAAGAGGAGGAGAGGCGCAGAUUAUUUUGGGUCAUCUUUAAUCUUGACAGGCAAUUCGGUUGCAGCAUACUUCUUAAACGCGUGAUCAUGGAUGCUGACACUGUAGUUGAAAGGUUCUGCUCAAUUACUACCGGUUGGAAUACAAGUUUGACGGCCGAUGAUGUCUCUCGCAGGUUGCCCGCCGAUGGCACUUGCUUUUACAUGGAAACCCCUGUCUCAACCCCGUUCUUUGGCAUCUGGGACAAGUCGGCUGCGAGUAUGGGCAAUUCUGUUGCGUUCUUGCCUGCCAUAGGAUCGGCAACAGCCACACGAGACAGUAAAAAUACCACUUCCACCAGCCCUGAAGACCUCGGCAAUGAUGGCGGCUCAAAGGUGCCCGCAGACUUGAAAUAUAUAGGUGGGCUCGCAUAUCUCAUUGAGGCUACGGAGUCGUUGAACCGAAUAGCCACCUGCUUUCUUCACCAAAACGUCAACUUUGGCGACCAGCGGGAAAUUGCGGCUUGGUUAACGAGAUUCAAGGAAUUAGAUCUUCGCCUAGUGCAUUGGAAAAUAUUCCUCCCCACCCGAUGGAAAGACCCAAACCGCGUUCCCAACACCUCUACGGGCCCCAAGUACCAUGAUCACGGCAUGACCCUCGCACACAUAACGCACAACACCUCAAUAAUCAUCUUGCACUCAUUGAUUGCAUACUCUGUUCCUCGGUGGUAUAAUCUUGUUCAGCUGCCCAGCUCUUCUAGUGCAGAGACCUGCCGGCUAGCCGCAAUCGAGACAACGAGUAUCGUGGGAAAGUAUUUGAGCUUUUGCCCAGAGGGGCUUAUAGUUGCCCCUCAACUUACUUUCUGCGUCUUUAUCAGCGCGAAAGCCCAUUGCUACAACGUGGUGCUUGCAGAUGAGUUUUGGCACAUCAUCAAAAUCUUGGAGCAGAUGGCGCGACGUUGGGCUGGGCUCGUACGUUACGAGCCAAAUUCUUGCCAUAAUCUGGCUGGGAUGUACGCAGAGCGGUUGCGUGUACUUCAGUCCCGAUGCGAAAAGGAUCCAGGUUUCAGAUUAGAUGUGCUGGACUAUUCCAGUGAUUUAUUCUCUACCGACACACAAGCGGAUGCCGUUCCCUUAGAUGAUGGGGUUGGCAAUGGAAUUCAAAGUGGAAUACGUCCCAUACCCCCAGUCGGCCAACGCUCAGGUUUACCGGGACGGAGAGAGGGGGCUAGGACUCCAGAACGGCUUGCCGUCAAUUGGAAUGACCAACCGUUCUUCAUGGACUCACCAGAGCCUGUGCCAUGUGACAGUUCGAGUGUCCCGCCACGUACGAUCCCCGCUCCCGCGGCGGGAGCGCAGACCGAGAAGCAAAAUACAUCCCAUGAGAUAGAAAGCGGUCCGGUGGCCAUCUCGCAAGCCUUCAUGGAUCAGAGUUUUGCAGCGUUGGACCGAGUGAUCGGUCUGGGGGACUCGCUCAUGGGGGAUGAUUAUAUGGCUGAACAACUAUUCACAAUGCCAUUGGAGGACUGGAGCCCUGAGAAUAUCCAUGCCGUAAAUGUCAGCGGAGGCGAAAAU
This is a messenger RNA of Clonostachys solani, 2502 nucleotides long. The record is from the annotation of a GenBank genome assembly. NCBI's taxonomy places the organism in Eukaryota, Fungi, Ascomycota, Sordariomycetes, Hypocreales, Bionectriaceae.